AUGGAGAUGAACAGCUUCUCGCAAGAAAACAACGACUUGGAGGCCGGAACUAGGGAUAUUGCCGUUCAGAGCAUCAGCCGUUGGAGGCGAGCAGCAGUUGUGCUAUUUGCUUCUCGUCGAUUUUUGCAAAUCGUAUACUUGAAAAAGGAAGGAGAAAAAGAGCAGGCUUCAAGCAAAGUCCAUGCACAUGCUGCUGUACAAGCUGAACACGCUUUAGCAACAGAGGCUGGAGAAGAAGUGAUAGUGAAUAAUCCACAGAGACGAACCGGUACUACUGGUGAUUUUGGAAUUGGACGAGAGGAACUUGAUGCCUUAAUAACUAAGAAGGAUGAUGUUGGUUGCCUGGAACAAUAUGGGGGGAUCGAAAUGUUAGAAAGCAAAUUGAAACCGAAUUUAAAAGAUGGGAUUAACGGGGAAGAUGCUGAUGUGCUGAAACGGAAAAGUGUUUUCGGAGCAAACACAUAUACCCCGGAAAAAUCAACGAGCUUCUUGACGUGUCUUUGGGAAGCAUGUCAUCAAGAUAUUUCUCUGAUCAUUUUCAUAGUAGUUGCAGUGGCUUCUUCAGUGAUGGGUCUAGUGACAAAGGUGAGCCUCGAUGGGCCGUACUUCCAAGUAUUUUCAUGACAGUAGGAUGUUAGUAUAAAGAAAAAUCGGAAUUAGCUCUUCUUUUUUUUUUUUUUGGUUCGACAAGAAAUCACUAUUACAGAGAGGAUCCCAAACCCUAGAGGAUCCUCGGACACUCUUGUUUAUGUAAAAAGUAAUGAAGAAGGAAAAUUACAAACAUGAAUCACCGGUAACUAUAUUGGUAACUAUGUUGGCCUCUUGAUAAAUAUGAUAUACAGUAGAAUUGGAGAGUUGAGAGAGAAUUGCAAUUGAGUCAUGCUGUCUGUACGUAUAUCUUUCUUUUGUUGACUAGAUCGUAACUGGUUUGAAUAGGACUAGAUCCCUUCUUGUCAACUUCCAAUCAAAGUAUCAAAACCUUUAAAAAUAAAAUAAAA
Messenger RNA from Prunus persica (peach), 998 nucleotides. Its product is annotated as calcium-transporting ATPase 10, plasma membrane-type-like. NCBI's taxonomy places the organism in Eukaryota, Viridiplantae, Streptophyta, Magnoliopsida, Rosales, Rosaceae. The record is from RefSeq and is a predicted model, not a curated record. Bases 1 to 624 code for a protein of 207 amino acids. Gene Ontology annotation, molecular function: P-type calcium transporter activity. Gene Ontology annotation, cellular component: intracellular membrane-bounded organelle. The transcript is spliced from 6 exons.